GACUGGACUCCGGGCACAUCCGAGGUUCAGUCAACAUGCCAUUCAUGGACUUCCUGACGGAAGACGGCUUCGAGAAGAGCCCAGAGAUGCUCCGCGCUAUGUUUGAGGCCAAGAAGGUGGACCUUGCAAAGCCGCUCAUUGCCACGUGCCGGAAGGGUGUCACCGCCUGCCACAUCGCCCUGGCUGCGUACCUCUGCGGCAAGCCUGACGUGGCCAUCUAUGAUGGGUCCUGGUCCGAGUGGUUCCGCCGGGGCCCCCCGGAGACACGUGUGUCCCAGCAGAAGGAUGGGAAGGCCUGAGCAAUGGGCUUCUCCUCCACCUGUCCGUAACUCCCACUAGUUUAGAGGCUGGCGUGACCUGUAGCUGGUUCGUACCUCUUCGGCAAAGGAGAUCGACAAGGUUUAGAACUGCUGUGUGAAGCCCUCCUUUCCCCCAACAACACUGGAAUAAACAUGGCCUUUCCUGAGUC
Molecule: messenger RNA, 469 nt
Organism: Pteropus alecto (black flying fox)
Lineage: Eukaryota; Metazoa; Chordata; Mammalia; Chiroptera; Pteropodidae
Product: thiosulfate sulfurtransferase-like
Exons: 1
Biological process (GO): transsulfuration
Cellular component (GO): mitochondrion
Molecular function (GO): thiosulfate-cyanide sulfurtransferase activity
Source: RefSeq, a predicted model, not a curated record